AUGGGAGUUUUUUAUGUUGUUAACAUAGGUGGUAAAGAAGAACCUCUUUUCCUAUUUUGGCUUCCAGUAGAAAACUUUAUUACAAACGAAGAUGAAGAACCAAAAUACAGACCUGUUGGAUUAUAUUAUAUGAGACCUGUUGGAUUGUAUUAUAUGAAUAUAGAACAAGAUAUGAAGGAGCAUGUAGGUAGAUGCACAGCCAAAGCGUCAGUUCUAGAAAGAUUUUCAUCUGUAAUAUCUAUGUAUUAUAUCGUGGUCGGUGUACUAGCGGGAAUAUCUAGGACGACUGGAUUGCACACUUGUGAAGAUUGGCCGUUUAUACCAUUAUUAUUGACUUGGACGAUUCCAGCACUCAUCAGAAGAAUAAAAUCUGGAAACUUGGUAGUCAAGCACCCUAAAGAUGAACUUGAAGGUUUAACAAUAAAGAUAGUUAAAGAUCUGGAUAAUAGAAGACGUAAACGUGUUACCGUUACAUUUAUGUCACGACAAUCUGUGCCAUAUGGUCAUUUAAUAGCCUUUUAG
This is a messenger RNA of Racocetra fulgida, 522 nucleotides long. The record is from the annotation of a GenBank genome assembly. Lineage: Eukaryota; Fungi; Glomeromycota; Glomeromycetes; Diversisporales; Gigasporaceae.